UUGAUAGUCUGUGCCCAAUAUCACUUUUUUAUUCCCCUUUUUCCCCCUCUCAUUUCUCUUCCUAAACCCUAACAUUUCUCUUCCUUCACUGCACACUCUGAUAAAACUCCUACUCUCUCUCUCUCUCUCUCUCUCUCUCUCUCUCUCUCUCUCUGAUAAUACUGCUAGUCUAAACCCUCUCUCCCUCUACCUUCCCCAUCCCUCUGCACUUCAGUUUUUCUCUCAGUUCUCCAGCUUUUACACAACUUCUCCUUUUCCCAAUAACAAAUAUUUUCUCUUUUUUAGGGUUUCAGCUAUAAAAAAGCCUCAUCAACUUAUUAGGAUGGAUAUUGACUUUCUGAAGUCCGCAUCACAAGAUCAAAUUGACAUGAUCAUGAUGCAAAUGGAAAAGCUCCCCGACUUCUGCGGUGGGCCCUACACCGACCUCGGGGUCCAGCUUCCGCCGGGAAUGGAAUUCCCCGGCGGAAGCAGCAGUGGCAGCAGCAGCCAAGGCCACGUCUUGCCAUUCACAGAUAACUCUUCGCCUACGGGUAUGAAUCUACCGUCCACCCUGUCUUUUUCCGGCGUCCAAGAAAUAUCCGGCGGAAGGUGGAGAGGCGGCGGCGGAGGCGAGUUCCCCGAGGGAUUAGGCUUUCCGUCUCAAUCGCAGAAGCGGAAUUCGAUGGCAGCGAUGAGGGAGAUGAUAUUCCGCAUAGCGGCGAUGCAGCCGAUACAGAUCGAUCCGGAGGCGGUGAAGCCGCCGAAGAGGCGGAACGUUAAGAUAUCGAAGGACCCGCAGAGCGUGGCGGCGCGCCACCGGAGGGAGAGGAUCAGCGAGAGGAUAAGGAUUUUGCAAAGACUCGUCCCCGGCGGGACCAAGAUGGACACUGCUUCUAUGUUGGACGAGGCGAUUCAUUACGUGAAGUUUUUGAAGACUCAGGUGCAGUCGCUCGAGCGAGCGGCCGCAAAUCGGCCGGCGACCGGGUUAGGGUUUCCGGUGGCGGUGGGGAGCGGAGGGUUUGUUCCGGUGGCGAAAGGCUUUCAAUUAGGAAGUCAAGGUGUUCAGCAGUAUGCGGAUGGUUAGAGAGAGAGAAAGAGAGAGUUGAGUUAAGUAGCUCUUUUUAGUACGAAUGGAUUUGGCACUAGUUCGUGUUCAUUUGUGGGGUUGUAAAGGGAAGAGACUGUUUGAUUGUUGUUGUUAUGAUCAUAGUCAACCCUUAGGCUUGUAUGCCAUGGUACGUAGUACCUUAAUUUCUUGGAAAUAAUUACAAGCAGUGAAU
This is a messenger RNA of Rhododendron vialii, 1259 nucleotides long. RefSeq names its product transcription factor HEC2-like. Gene Ontology annotation, biological process: regulation of DNA-templated transcription. The transcript has a single exon. Bases 323 to 1063 code for a protein of 246 amino acids. The record is from RefSeq and is a predicted model, not a curated record. Lineage: Eukaryota; Viridiplantae; Streptophyta; Magnoliopsida; Ericales; Ericaceae. Gene Ontology annotation, molecular function: protein dimerization activity; DNA-binding transcription factor activity.